UUAAGUGUUAUCUUAACCUCUCUCCUCUGCAGUUCAGAACACUUGGAAGUGGCAAAAAGCACACAGACAAUGAAUGAAGAGGAACUGAAAAGAGUCUCUGCAAAUUAUGAUGCUUUUUUCUUUCACCCGAGCACGUACCGCUGUGCCAGACUCGCCGUGGGAGCAGCUUUGCAGCUGGUGGACGCUGUCAUCUCAGGGAAGGUGUGCAAUGGAAUGGCUUUAGUAAGACCUCCAGGCCACCACAGCCAGAGAAAUGCAGCUAAUGGGUUCUGUUUGUUCAACAACGUUGCUAUUGCUGCAGAAUAUGCAAAACUGAAAUAUGGUCUGCAGAGAAUCCUAAUAGUUGACUGGGAUGUGCACCAUGGGCAAGGAAUUCAGUACACAUUUGAAGAGGACCCAAGUGUUUUGUAUUUUUCCUGGCAUCGCUAUGAACAUCAGGAAUUCUGGCCAUCACUCAGAGAAUCUGAUUAUGAUGCUGUGGGUCAGGGAAAAGGAAAAGGUUUUAACAUAAAUGUGCCUUGGAAUAAGGUUGGGAUGGAAAAUGCAGAUUAUCUUGCUGCAUUUUUCCACGUGUUGCUUCCAAUGGCUUUUGAGUUUGGUCCUGAACUGGUUAUUGUCUCCUCUGGAUAUGAUUCUGGGAUUGGUGACCCUGAAGGUCAGAUGAAUGCCACUCCUGAGGUUUUUGCCCAUCUUACCCAUUUCCUGAAGCAGCUGGCUGAUGGAAAGCUGUGUGUCAUCCUAGAGGGUGGAUACCACUUAAAGUCGUUGUCUGAAUCAGUCUGCAUGACUGUAAAAACUUUGCUUGGAGAUCCUCUACCUCAAAUAACUGGAGAAAUGGCACCUUGUCUAAGUGCUGUUGAGUCUAUUCAAAAUGUGAGAGCAGCACAUAAACACUACUGGAAAUGGUUGAUGUAUGAAGUUCCUGUGCCUCCCAUCAGAACAGCAACAUCUGACUCUAAAAGUUCAGCACAUUUUCUCCCUGUACCUGUUCAUUUGGUGAAGGAAAUGGACAAAACUGAAAUAAAAGCUCUUGUCAGUGACUUUUUUGCAGACCUUGUGAAAGAAGACAAAACUUUGCUGUCCCUUAGCAGUAUGUUGGCCAUCCUAGAUAAAAUACUGAAGAAGGAGGUAUGCAAUGGGUUUACAGAAUCACCCACAGCUGCUGUUUCUGUUGCUGUUGCACUAAGAUAUUCUGUUCUUUCGGGAUUUCAAAGAGUGCUCUGUAUAUUUGUUGGAGACAUGCAAGUCAUACCAAACACAGAAGAUGGAAAAAUACUCAUCAUACAUAUUUGUGAGAAAGAACAGUCUGGAAAGACUAGCUCCAAACACUAUAUUUCUCUAAACUGGAAACAGGAUGGUGAAGGAAAUGACUUCUUCUCUGCUGUACUUGGAUUCAUUCUUCCUGUAGCAUAUAGUUAUCAACCUAACUUGACAGUAAUAGCUGUUGGACCAAACAGGAGCCUUGGGAUAAGUGGAAUUUCUCUGCUUUUUGCCCUACUACAAGGAUUAGCUGAGUCACGAAUUCUUGCAGUGAUGGAGGACACAGAGAUAAAUUUAAUGCAAAGUGUAGCCAAAGCAUUAGUGGGUGCUUCUACACCCCACUUUGGAGUUUAUCUACCUCCUACCCAAGAACAAAUAAAGAAAAUAAAAAUAUUAAGAGACCAGUUUCAGGAAGAGUGGAAAAUGCUUCAGUGUUCAGUGAAGGAUGGGAUUUCUAGAAACUGA
Molecule: messenger RNA, 1725 nt
Organism: Merops nubicus (carmine bee-eater)
Lineage: Eukaryota; Metazoa; Chordata; Aves; Coraciiformes; Meropidae
Gene: HDAC10
Product: histone deacetylase 10
Exons: 18
Biological process (GO): chromatin organization
Cellular component (GO): histone deacetylase complex
Molecular function (GO): histone deacetylase activity
Source: RefSeq, a predicted model, not a curated record